Rotaria sp. Silwood1 is the source of this 3328-nucleotide messenger RNA. Lineage: Eukaryota; Metazoa; Rotifera; Eurotatoria; Philodinida; Philodinidae. The record is from the annotation of a GenBank genome assembly.
AUGCCAUAUGGUAUUGCAACAGCAUAUUUCGUUCGUUCAGCAGGCACUGUCAAGAAUGCUUAUCGUACAUCUCAAGAACAAGUAGCUCAACUGUUUUUUCUCCUUUAUGGUUAUGGUACAUAUGCGGUGAGUAACAUAGGUGUUUUCGAUUUAUAAUUUGUUCUGAUUGUAUUUUCAGAGCUCAUUCUACUGUUAUUAUGCAGCUUCGAAAGCAUUUCGUAAGCAAGUCUUCGAUAUAAUCAAACAGUUAAUACUGAAUAAAUGGAGAAGAAAUCAAAUUAUACCAUUAAUUCAAAUGAAUCCUUCACCUACUAUUCAACAAUAGACAGUCCAAUCAUGAGAAAUUCGCGAAUUUGAAUAUUCCCAUGUAUCAUAUAAUGGAACUUCAAAUCUUUUCAAUGAUAUAUCGUUUUUCCUAAGAAAACAAGUUUUGCUUACGUUUUUGAUAUUCAUGGGAUAGUAAACGCACUUUGGAGUACUUUUUAGUACAUUGACGUACUUCAGUGUGUUUCUUCAUAUUUUUAUACCUCUGUAAGGUAAAGUGUCUACUAGUCUUCAGAUUAUACUAACUAAAAAAUAGGAGUUGCGUAAUCAGUCGCCGUACCAUAUAGAGCACUAUAGGAAUCUCUCACAGAACUUUCUAACAAUAUAAAAAUCAUAUAUUCUAGUGUUAAAUAAUACAUUUUUUUAAAAACAACCAUUGAUAAACAAGGUAUGAGUAUGGUUGUGGGAGUUGCUGUAGAUGUAGAUGUUAAAAUGCUUAUGAGUUUGAGUAUAAAAAAUAAACCGUAUCAAAUUAGGCCCACAAUCAACGCAUAACCUAACACCCACACCCUCCAUGAGAAUCUGAAUGGGUGUGGCUAUAGUUGUAAUUGUAUGUGUGCGUACGGAAGAAGUGAGAGCCCACACGCACAUUUACACAAUUAAUAGAAAACAGUCAACUAAUUCAAGUUUUCUAUCUAUUUGAGAGACACUGAUCAUGAUCUGAUAAUGAACUGAUGUAAUUUUCUCUAUUGUUCCGUUAUGCAGAGGCGAAUGUGUAAAAUUUUGAAAAUAACUAUCAAUCAUCAAUUGUUUUUCCGGCAAACUUGACAUGAGUAAAAGCAAUUUAUACAUCAUCACAAUGGAAAAAAAAAUUCAAAAAGAGCAUAGUUCUCAAAUGUCUAAAUGAAUUAUUUGACAUAAACAUUCGAGCUGAAAAUUUCCUAAGAAAAAAAGUUUAUUUGAUGUACUCUUAAUAGUACUAGACAAGCAUGUAGAUGCUUAUCAUGUGAUAGUAUCAAUAUAACUUAUUGCUGCAGAUAGUAGUUUGUUGGUUGACUUAGGAUUGAUAAAACCAAACUGUUUUUUUUUUCUUUGACUGAAGUAGGUAAAUAUAUGCUCGUUUUAUUAAAUGUUUCGUAUUGAUUGGUUCACCGAACCCUAUCAACAAAAAUUGGCUUCGAAAGAAGAUUAAAACAUCACAUUUUCACAUCUUCGUAGCCUACUACUAGCUCAUUUCAACAUAUCGAUGAAACUUCUCUGUAGAAUUUUAUUAUAUGUGAUAAAAUUUUAUGCAGAAUGAAUUCUUUCUGACAACACAUUGAAUAGUAAUGUGAGCCAUUAUAGUCAAUUUAUUACAUAGCUAGUUAGAACUGAAAUCAUAUCAUGAAUCAUGUUGACAAUAUUGAAUGAUUUUAUAAUUGAUUGUAAACGAAGCCAUUUUUGUCUAUAUUCAGAUUAUAAAUGUUUUUAUUGCGAUACAUCCGAGUUGUUGAAGGUACUCAAAUUUGUUUUUGUUUAAUGAAAAAUCAUUUUACUCAUGUGUUCCGUUUUGUUGUCAACGAUAUAUUUCUAUCUAUGUGAUUAUUUCUGUGAACAUAUCUUGUUUGUCUAUGAUAUAUCAUUGUACCAUUUUUCCAACCUAGCGUUCAUCAGAUAAGAAACAGGAAAAGUGAUAUCUAUAUAUUUUUUUUCUCCUAUUUUGUUCUAUUUUUUAGAGGAAACCUACAAUAAAAAGAAUUCUAAAUUCAAUAGUUAAACUCGUAUAUUUUGACAUAGAAAAAUUUAUUAUUGGGAAUUUACUAAAGGAAGAUUGAAGGGUGUUCUUAUCUAGAUAAAUUGAAAUACUUCAUUGUAUAUGUAUCAUUUAAACGAUUUUUUGUAACAGUUCAAUAAAAUGUUUUGUUAGAAUAACUCAAGAGACGCAUAAAUCUCUUUGAAAUGAAAGCAUAUGUUGAAAGUCAAACUUGAGGUUUACAUUCGUUACAUUUUUAAUAUUUCAGCACGCUGUUCUCCAAGAAGAGGAUAGGCCCUGAUCAGCAGAAGGGGCAGUUGGUUCAAAGUAUGAUUCAUGUAUCGAAAAGACGAUGAAAGAAAAGCUAGAAGUAUCAUAUUACUACCUACAACUUGCUCGAAAGUGGUUACUUAAUGAUACGACGUGUGUUUUGAAAUCGACUCGUACCUACUUAAUUUAUUUUAUUUAAGCUGUAUCAAUUUGAUUGAACCUAAACGAGAGUGCAGAAUAAUUGCAUUUUACAUGCCAAAAGAAAGGUGUGGGUGUGUAUUAUGUUAAUGAGGGUCUUUUUUUAAAAGCCCACAUCCAUCCUUUAAUAUACACCGCGUACAGUACAUAGUCGAUACGAAGUUGUCUAUUACUUCAAUUUUCGGUACUAAUGAAUCACCAUCAGGAGACAUUUUGAGUUUAUUGAUAAGUGUUUUUCUUUCACUUUUUGGGUGUGGGUGUUGGUGUAGGUGUGAGUGUGGGUAUGGGUGUGGGUGGGAAUGGGAGUAUUGCUCUCUUUCUACUCAUACCCACACCCACACCCACACCCCACCCUUUCAGUAUCACUCAGGAAAAAAAUUCAUUAGAAGAAGGAAAACGAACAAAUGAUAUAUGGGAAAAUGCGCGAAAUCUUAGGGAACAAGAAUAUAUAGUCAGAAUUAAUUUUCGUCCAAAUAAUGAUAAAAAAGUUAAGACCACAAUAUUUGGUAAUUUUUCCGAGUUUUAUGCUGUUUUCGAGUUUUUUCAUUUUCCUGCUCUACUUGUGACUUCUAUAUCUUUCUGAAGGAACGUCUGUUUAAGCUAAUUUUUUUUCCAUAACAACAAGUCAUUAUGUUCUACAAGAUAAGGACAAAUUCGGUCAAUUUCAAGAACCCUUGUGUUUUCGUGGGAGAAAUUCCAUGGAACAGGCCAUAUGCAUCCGAAUGCGCACCCAAACCCACCCACACCCACACCCACACCAACACCAACACCCCACACCGACCCACACCCCACACCAUACACCCACAUCCACACGCACACCCCGACUCCGACUCCGUUGGAGUCGGAGUCGGAAUCGGAUUUCGG